This is a messenger RNA of Castor canadensis (American beaver), 1215 nucleotides long. Lineage: Eukaryota; Metazoa; Chordata; Mammalia; Rodentia; Castoridae. The record is from RefSeq and is a predicted model, not a curated record.
AUGCCAUCGUCCUGCGCGAAAAUAAGACGCUGCACCGACUGGAGAAACCAGUUCAGCCCGGCCCGGGAGAAAGCGAGGAGACCCCAGCUCUCGGCACUGAGAGCGUCCUUUGCAGCCCGGGGUUAUUUCUCAACUCAUCGCUGCCUUAAGGCGCAGCGCAGGCAGGGGCGCAUGGAGAACCCCACCCGGACCCCUGAACGCGCGAACGCGUCUGACCUGGGCACCAUGCCGCGGCCUCCGCUGACUGUGACGCUGACCCUGGUGCCCCUUGUGUGCGUCGUGAGCAACACCAUGGUGGUCCUGGUGGUGGUCCGGAGCCGCCACGUGGUCACACCUACCAACUGUUAUCUGGUGAGCCUGGCAGCUGCAGACCUACUCGUACUUCUGGCAGCCGCAGUGCCCACUGUGACUGAGGCGACGUCUGCCCGAGUUUGGAUCUUCGGCCACGCAGGCUGCCUGGGCAUCACCUACCUGCAGUACCUGGGCAUCAACACCUCCACCGGCUCCAUCACAUUCACUGUGGAGCGCUACCUCGCCAUCUGCCACCCUCUGUGCGCCCAGGCGUUGUGCACCUUGGCGUGCGCCAAGCGCAUCGCGGCAAUGGUGUGGCUGGGCACUGGCGCCUAUUGCAGGCUCUGGCUCUUCUUGGUGGACACGCGCGAGGCAAUGUGCGACUACCUGUCACGAUCUCUCUACCUGCCAGUGUACUUCCUGGACUUCGCGCUCUUCUACGCGCUGCCCCCCCCCGGGUUGGCCACUGUGCUCUACGCACUCAUUGCGCGUGUCCUCUUCCUCAGGCCGCUCCCUCCUAGUUGCUCCAGCUCUGUGAACCAGGGCGAUCAUGCCCGCCAAGCAAGCUUCUCCAAGAGCAGGAAGGGUACCCUCAGUUCCAGGAAGCAGGUCACCAAGAUGCUGGCUGUGGUGGUGAUCCUUUUUGCUCUGCUGUGGCUGCCCUACCUCACCCUGGUGGUGGUGAAUUCCUUCCUGAGCCCACCCUACCUCAACCUCAGCUUCUUUCUCUUCUGCCACCUUUGCAUCUACCUGAACAGUGCUGUCAACCCCAUCGUCUACACCCUCAUGUCUCAGUGCUUCCGCGAGGCUUUCCAUGGGUUGUGUCAGUGCAGGCUGGCCAAGCCCAAGCUUCCACCCCAGGAGGACACCCUCGUUUACUGCAGUGUCCCCAGAGAUUGUUCCCAGCAUGGGCUGGGCUCCUAG